Messenger RNA from Otolemur garnettii (small-eared galago), 1285 nucleotides. It is a transcript of the gene GALT, whose product is annotated as galactose-1-phosphate uridylyltransferase. The record is from RefSeq and is a predicted model, not a curated record. Gene Ontology annotation, molecular function: zinc ion binding; UDP-glucose:hexose-1-phosphate uridylyltransferase activity. Gene Ontology annotation, biological process: beta-D-galactose catabolic process via UDP-galactose, Leloir pathway. Lineage: Eukaryota; Metazoa; Chordata; Mammalia; Primates; Galagidae. The transcript is spliced from 11 exons. Gene Ontology annotation, cellular component: cytoplasm. Bases 35 to 1174 code for a protein of 379 amino acids.
GCCGGCAUAGUGGACAGUCCCUCCUGGUGUCCUCAUGUCGUGCAGCGGAGCGGAUCUUGACCGGCGUCAGCAGGCGUCAGAAGCGGACAUCCCGGUAGCAGCCUUCCAGGCGAGCGACCAUCAGCAUAUUCGCUACAACCCGCUGCAGGAUGAGUGGGUGCUGGUAUCAGCUCACCGCAUGAAGCGGCCCUGGCAGGGGCAAGUGGAGCCCCAGCUUCUGAAGACAGUGCCCCGCCAUGACCCCCUCAAUCCUCUGUGUCCUGGGGCCACAAGGGCCAAUGGAGAGGUGAAUCCCCACUAUGAUGCCACCUUCCUAUUUGACAAUGACUUCCCAGCUUUGCAGCCUGAUGCCCCCAGUCCAGGACCCAGUGAUCAUCCCCUUUUCCAAGCAGAGGCUGCUCGAGGAGUCUGUAAGGUCAUGUGCUUCCACCCCUGGUCGGAUAUGACGCUGCCACUGAUGUCGGUCCCUGAGAUCCGGGCUGUCGUUGAUGCAUGGGCCUCAGUCACAGAGGAGCUGGGUGUCCAAUACCCUUGGGUGCAGAUCUUUGAAAAUAAAGGAUCCAUGAUGGGCUGCUCCAAUCCUCAUCCCCACUGCCAGGUGUGGGCCAGCAGUUUCCUGCCAGAUAUUGCACAGCGUGAGGAGCGAUCUCAGCGGGCCUAUCAGAGUCAGCAUGGAGUGCCCCUCCUAAUGGAGUAUAGUCGCCAGGAGCUAAUCAAGAAGGAACGUCUGGUCCUAACUAGUGAGCACUGGUUAGUGCUGGUCCCUUUCUGGGCAGUGUGGCCCUACCAGACACUGCUGCUGCCCCGUCGGCAUGUACGGCGGCUACCUGAGCUGACCUCUGCUGAGCGUGAUGAUCUAGCCUCCAUCAUGAAGAAGCUUUUGACCAAGUAUGACAACCUAUUUGAGACAUCCUUUCCUUAUUCCAUGGGCUGGCAUGGGGCUCCCACAGGAUCAGCAGCCGGGGACAACUGGGACCACUGGCAGCUGCAUGCUCAUUACUACCCUCCACUUCUGCGUUCUGCCACUGUCCGGAAAUUCAUGGUUGGCUACGAAAUGCUUGCCCAGGCUCAGAGGGACCUCACCCCUGAGCAGGCUGCGGAGAGACUAAGGGCACUUCCUGAGGUACAUUACUGCUUGAGGCAGAAGGACAGGGAGACAGCAGCCAUUGCCUAACCAUGCUGACCACAGGGCCUUGAACUCUUCCACCUGGAAACUGAGACCUGGAAUUUGGGCAGAUGUAGCAUCAAUAAAAAUGUGCUUCUCAAGCUAUAAUCCAUAUUCGAA